Suricata suricatta (meerkat) is the source of this 986-nucleotide messenger RNA. RefSeq lists its product as uncharacterized. NCBI's taxonomy places the organism in Eukaryota, Metazoa, Chordata, Mammalia, Carnivora, Herpestidae. The record is from RefSeq and is a predicted model, not a curated record. The coding region runs from base 91 to 927 and encodes 278 amino acids. The transcript has 3 exons.
GGUGGCGGCCACGGCCUCUGCUCACACCUGACUUGACGCAGGGGUGGCGGCCCAGGGGGAGGGGUUUGGGAGAACCUGUUCCCGGGGACCAUGAACCGUCUGGAAAAAGCGGAGGGUGAAAAGCCCCCUCUCCUGCCAGGGUCCUCCUCCCCCGCCAUUUUGGACUCUGCCGUCCCACCUUCUCUUUGGGGGUCGCCUCCGCUCCGGCCGGAGCCAGUGGGUCAGGCCUGGGCGGCGGGGGGUGGCAGGCGGAGCGGGAGCGCGAGGACCCGCGGACCCUCGCGCGGCGGCUCGGGGCCCCGGCCUCUGGCUUCCGCUUCUGCAGGCUCAGCACCCAAGGGCGCCUCUCCGCAUCUGGACUGGAGGACCCCGGCUCAUCCCAACCCUCGCCGCUUUGAUCCAGUUCCGGAAGCCUCUCGCCUGGCUCCUGGACGGCUCUUCCCCGGGGUGCCGCCCAUCUCCCGCUUCUUCCUCCGAGGCCAAGAGUGCACUGCAAGUCUGGGAUGCGGAAGAUUUGGGGGACCCUGGCCUCUGCCCCCCGCGGCCGCGGCGGGCCCUUUCCUUCGUCGGGGCUGGGACACGCCCGCGUUUGUGGCCGCGGUUACUGCUUCAGAGAACUGGAGAAAGCAUUUAGUUCCAUCUCCCCAUUUCACAGAUGAGCAAGUGGAGACUAAGAAAGAUCACUGGCGGUCAGUGCGUCCAGGUCUCCUGUGUGUGCAGUUGAUGGUGGUGUGUGAGUGCGGUGGCUGUGUGGUGGCUUCUCCCUCCUCCUGGGCUCCCACACUGAUUCCAUCACUGAGCUGCUAUAGGACAGCAGCAGGCCGGGAGCUUACUGACCUGUGGAAGACCCCUCCACACAGCAGGAAGAAAGAAGCCAGAAGCCGGGAGAGCCUGUAUUUGGUGGUGAUGGUUGCUGGAGUCUCAUAGGCUUUGCUUUUGUCCAACCAACCCCCAAACAAAUAAACAAGUCCUGCCUUUUGCAUCCA